Messenger RNA from Plenodomus lingam JN3, 195 nucleotides. The record is from RefSeq and is a predicted model, not a curated record. NCBI's taxonomy places the organism in Eukaryota, Fungi, Ascomycota, Dothideomycetes, Pleosporales, Leptosphaeriaceae.
AUGAUGGGCGCCAUUGAACGCAAGCCUGGGAAGAAAAUCGGAGGGCAAGAAAUCGAACUUCGUGCGACUGGCAAUGAGCGAUAUAAGUGUUUGGGAAGGGUUAUUUAUACUCCCUUCGAGCGCACCGACUUGGAAGGACGUAGAACCAUUGCCGAGACCAAGAUUGUCUUGACCUUUGACUUGCAAAGCAAGUAA